Messenger RNA from Zeugodacus cucurbitae (melon fly), 1725 nucleotides. RefSeq names its product mitochondrial coenzyme A transporter SLC25A42 (gene DPCoAC). Bases 512 to 1630 code for a protein of 372 amino acids. Gene Ontology annotation, biological process: transmembrane transport. The transcript has 8 exons. The record is from RefSeq and is a predicted model, not a curated record. NCBI's taxonomy places the organism in Eukaryota, Metazoa, Arthropoda, Insecta, Diptera, Tephritidae.
UAGUCAGUGGCGCUAAGUGUUGUGAGAAUAUACUAAUUUUCCAACGUAGUGAAAUGGUGAAUAAGCGAUUGAUUGAGCAAUACUAAGGAGGUUUACAAAUAGCAAUUGCCAAGACGUGAAAUCAAGAAGUGAAAAAUCCAGAAGGCGAUAACAAUUAUUCAAACUUACAUAUACAUAUACAUAUAUAAAUAUAUACACCUUAACUUCCACAGUGCGCAAUUAUUGCAAAAAAAAAAAAUAAGUUAUAAAAAUCAAAGAUUUCGAUCUAAUAAAAAACAACAUUAAUUUGCUUUAAACACAUAAAUAGUAGGGCUCUAAAGUGUGAAUAAGUUACAAAUCGAUGUGUGUAGUGUUAAGUUCAGUUGGAGCUGAGAAUUUUGCCAGCCGCCGCGGAGUACUAGGAGCCAUCGUGCUCUGUUCGAAUCCUCCUUUCGCAGAGAAAGCAUCGCCAAAGUUCUUCUAAAAUAUUAAAAAAAAAAACUGCAACACAAUUGGAUGAAGAGUGUUUGCAAUGAGCCGUCUUCUCGAGAAGCCCAACAUAGCGAUGUCCAUUAAGUCGUCGUCAGGUAGUCAAUUGUCCUCAAGUGCUGCAGCCGCCGGUAAUGCCACCGCAUUAAGUGUUAGUGCCAGUGAAAUAGUAACGCAAAGUGCAACGACAACAACAAACACAACACCAACACCAACCGCAGUACUCAGUUCGAACGCAACUACUAAUGGAACCCAUACAAUUUUCGAUGAGGUCUUUAUAAGCUUGGUGUCCGGUUCGGCGGCUGGAGCUUUAGCGAAAACCACUAUUGCCCCACUUGAUCGCACAAAAAUCAAUUUUCAAAUAAGUAAAAACGUUCCCUACUCAUUUAAAGCGGCGAUCAGUUUUCUUAAGAAUACCUACGAGAAGGAGGGUAUUUUGGCGUUAUGGCGUGGCAAUUCGGCGACCAUGGCGCGUAUUGUGCCUUAUGCAGCCAUACAGUUCACGGCGCACGAGCAAUGGCGUAAGAUUCUGCAAGUCGACAAGGAUGGUAGCGACACAAAAGGUAGACGUUUUAUAGCCGGUUCAUUGGCUGGCAUAACCUCACAGUCUAUGACUUAUCCACUGGACUUGGCACGUGCCCGUAUGGCCGUAACGGACAAGUACACCGGAUACAGAACGCUACGACAAGUUUUUGUAAAAAUUUGGGUCGAAGAAGGACCGCGCACACUUUAUCGUGGCUAUUUCGCCACCGUCUUGGGUGUGAUACCGUACGCGGGUGUUUCCUUCUUUACCUAUGGCACACUCAAGCGUGAAUAUUAUGAGGUGACAGGCAACGCAAAACCGAAUACUCUAGUCUCACUUGCAUUUGGUGCUGUAGCCGGCGCGGCAGGGCAAACAUCCAGCUACCCACUGGACAUAGUGCGCCGGCGUAUGCAAACGAUGGGCGUCAAUAAAGGCGCCAACGAUCAAUACCGCACUAUAUACUCGACAUUGAAGAAAAUUUAUAAGGAGGAGGGCAUCAAAAAUGGCUUCUACAAAGGGUUAAGCAUGAACUGGAUCAAAGGUCCGAUUGCGGUUGGCAUCAGCUUCUCUGCCUACGAUUUAAUUAAGGAGCUACUUAGGGAAUUAUACCAUUUGAAACGUGGUCGAUACGAUGCGUAAAUGAUGAAAUUGUUAUUGUUUAUAUUUUAAUGAUAUUUAUAUGUAUUGUUAUGUUAAAUUUUCUUAUUUUUUACUUGAAAAAAAAAAAAAACAAA